Molecule: messenger RNA, 626 nt
Organism: Musca vetustissima
Lineage: Eukaryota; Metazoa; Arthropoda; Insecta; Diptera; Muscidae
Product: probable serine/threonine-protein kinase DDB_G0280133
Exons: 1
Source: RefSeq, a predicted model, not a curated record
CAACAACAAAAACAACUUUAUCAAUGGUAAUACCAUUAGUUCGGCAGCCAUUGCCUAUAACGGAAACGGAAAUGUUAACGAAAGUCUGAUCAACAACAACAAUAAAAACCUAACAUCCACAAUGGUCUACAGCAAUGGUAAUAGUAGCAGUUGCAACAACAACAACAGUAGCAUGUCCACUACAUUAACAUUAUCCUCAAAUUCUACAAAUUCAAUAAUGGCCACAUCGUCAGCCUCAUCGACAGGCUCUUAUUCCAGCUCUGCUGUAUCUUCGUCAUUGGCCAGCCAGCCUUCGGCAACAGCAAUUGAACAUCAGCAACAACAACAACAACAACAACAACAUACCUCCUCGAUAACCACAAUAGCAACAAACAAAUCAACCAAUACAACCAAUUCACCUUCAAGCCUGCAAGGUGUAACCACAAAUGGCCAUCAUCAACAGCAUCCGCCUCCUUCUCAUCAGCAACAGCACCAUCAUUCUCAGCAUCGUCAGCACCAACAACAGCAACAUUCGACAAGCCAGCCACCACCACCACCACUGCAGAAUCAUCAACAGCAAUUGUAUCCAUCGAUAACACCAACAUAUUGGCAACCGGCUCCAAAUCCAGCCCCGUAUUUAGUUCCAG